Messenger RNA from Aspergillus heteromorphus CBS 117.55, 298 nucleotides. RefSeq lists its product as uncharacterized. Lineage: Eukaryota; Fungi; Ascomycota; Eurotiomycetes; Eurotiales; Aspergillaceae. The record is from RefSeq and is a predicted model, not a curated record. The transcript has a single exon. The annotation marks the transcript as partial.
CGACUAACCCAUGUCCAACUGCUGUUCACAUGGAACCUUUCCCCACUUCAGUCCUCAAAGUUCUCAUUUGAGUAUUUGCUACUACCACCAAGAUCUGCACUAGGGGCCGUUCGACCCGGGAUCACUCCCAAGGCUUCGUCACGGACCCCCACGCCUGCCUACUCGUCGGGGCAUCGUUUCUACCCCGACGGCGAGGUAUGGGUAGCACGCUUGAGCGCCAUCCAUUUUCAGGGCUAGUUCAUUCGGCCGUGAGUUGUUACACACUCCUUAGCGGAUUCCGACUUCCAUGGCCACCGUC